UUAAGUGUAGAGGACAGAGUUGCACCGAACAAGGAUGAAGUUCUGGGGAAGUGUGCAAUUCUUUUGCAGCAUGUGGACAGGAGGUUGGAUCAUAGACCUGUGAACAGUAAGUGGUUUCAUCUUGAAAAACAUUUUAUUGUAGAUGGGGACCAGAAGAAGAAGGAAAGCAAAUUUUCCAGCCGGAUUCAUAUGAGGAUCUGCUUGGAAGGUGGUUACCAUGUCCUGGAUGAAUCAACUCACUAUAGCAGUGACCUUCGACCGACAGCGAAACAGUUGUGGAAGACCAGCAUUGGGGUACUGGAACUGGGGAUUUUAAAUGCUCAGGGCCUGAUGCCAAUGAAGACAAAAGAUGGGCAUGGAACGACAGAUUCUUAUUGUGUGGCAAAAUAUGGUCAAAAGUGGGUUAGGACAAGGACUAUUAUCGACAGUUUUACACCCAAGUGGAAUGAGCAAUAUACUUGGGAAGUAUAUGAUCCUUGUACGGUCAUAACAAUUGGGGUGUUUGAUAACUGUCAUUUGCAUGGAGGAGAUAAGGCCGUGGCGGCUAAGGAUUUAAGAAUUGGGAAGGUAAGGAUUCGUCUUUCUACCCUUGAAACAGAUCGGGUUUACACACACUCGUAUCCGCUUCUAGUUCUACUCCCGAAUGGGAUGAAGAAGAUGGGUGAAAUUCAUUUGGCUGUGAGGUUUACUUGCUCCUCGUUACUUAAUAUGAUGCACAUGUACUCGCAUCCACUUUUGCCUAAAAUGCACUAUAUUUAUCCAUUAACUGUUACACAGCUUGAUAGCUUGAGGCAUCAGGCAACUCAAAUUGUAUCGAUGAGAUUGAGCCGGGCUGAGCCACCGCUGAGGAAAGAGGUGGUGGAGUAUAUGUUGGAUGUGGGCUCCCAUAUGUGGAGUAUGAGAAGGAGCAAAGCAAACUUUUUCAGGAUUAUGGGAGUUUUGAGUGGCUUAAUUGCUGUAGGAAAAUGGUUUGAUCAGAUUUGCAACUGGAAAAACCCCAUCACAACCGUAUUGAUUCAUAUCUUGUUUAUAAUACUGGUCAUGUACCCUGAGCUCAUCUUACCCACAAUUUUUCUAUACCUUUUCUUGAUUGGGGUUUGGUAUUACCGAUGGAGGCCAAGGCAUCCUCCCCACAUGGACACUCGUCUUUCUCAUGCAGAUAAUGCACAUCCCGAUGAACUUGAUGAAGAAUUUGAUACGUUUCCAACUUCCCGGCCUUCUGACAUUGUAAGGAUGCGAUAUGAUCGGUUGAGAAGUAUUGCCGGGAGGAUUCAGACAGUGGUAGGUGACUUGGCCACUCAAGGGGAGAGGCUACAAUCUUUGCUGAGCUGGCGUGAUCCAAGAGCAACAGCUUUGUUUGUGAUUUUCUGUCUGGUUGCUGCUAUUGUCCUCUAUGUUACACCAUUCCAAGUUGUGGCCCUUCUCACUGGAUUUUAUAUGUUGAGACAUCCAAGGUUUCGUCAUAAGCUUCCUUCAGUUCCGUUGAAUUUCUUCCGGAGGUUGCCAGCAAGGACAGACUGCAUGUUAUGAGCAAAGCAAUUUCAUCUACAAUUGCUUUUGGGUGGGAUGAGUUCCCCUCGUUUGGGUUAAGUCAGUGAGAAGAUGCAGAAACAAAUGGAGCUUGUCUGCUUUCAUCGUUUGGCAGAUGUUGGAUUCUGUGUGUAACCUUCCUCUGAAGGUAGUAGAUUUUGUGGAUUUGCGGCUUAAUUGAUGCCAUUUUAUGGUAUUUAUGUUUAAAGCUUGACUUUAUGGUAAUCAGUUAUUGUUCAUUUAUAAUUUUGUAGGUUGUGAAUUAGCCUAUGCUGAACCAUCUCCAUGCUUAAUUAUAUUACUAGAUUUUGCUUGAUGGGGCUUUUCAUGAUAAA
Molecule: messenger RNA, 1865 nt
Organism: Corylus avellana
Lineage: Eukaryota; Viridiplantae; Streptophyta; Magnoliopsida; Fagales; Betulaceae
Source: RefSeq, a predicted model, not a curated record